This is a messenger RNA of Monopterus albus (swamp eel), 5321 nucleotides long. It is a transcript of the gene ogt.1, whose product is annotated as O-linked N-acetylglucosamine (GlcNAc) transferase, tandem duplicate 1. Bases 1691 to 4327 code for a protein of 878 amino acids. Gene Ontology annotation, molecular function: protein O-acetylglucosaminyltransferase activity; protein binding. The transcript has 19 exons. Gene Ontology annotation, biological process: protein O-linked glycosylation. Lineage: Eukaryota; Metazoa; Chordata; Actinopteri; Synbranchiformes; Synbranchidae. The record is from RefSeq and is a predicted model, not a curated record.
GUAUCUUUUUUUUUUUUUUUUUUUAAUAACAUAGUACACACUGACCUUCUGUUCAGUGCUUUUUAGAUGGAUUCAUAUAUUUUGUUUUUCACUCUAGUUUACACAUUACAUUUGUCCCCACCCUAUAUCACUUUUAGUUCCAUAGUCCUUUGCCUUAGCCUGGCCUUUUACCAGUGGUCAGCCCCUCCCCUAUCAGGAAGAAAGGCUAGAGUUUUUAAUUUGACACAGACUUUUAUUUUUAACCUUGACCCAUGCAUUUUCAAGUAAUUGAUUUUGGAGGGAAAAUGCUGGCUCGGUCUUUGGAGAAUACAUGAACUGAUGAGAAGCUAGUUUAACUUUGCAGUGCAAAAGAUAAGAUGGUUUCUAGCCUAACCACUAUACUCCUAUACUAUUGUUCUAUCAAGUGCCCAAUACAAGAAUGUAAUGUCUGUUUGCUGUCAGUACAGGUGCUGCCAGUGUGGGUUUCCCCCCCAAAUGUUACACUUCAUUUGUCACUUCUAAAACAUGUCUAUAUUGCAGGGGGCUCCCUGGGUUGGGUCAAAUCUGGAGAUGUGGAGUUGUCCCACUGGUUACAGGCCAUCUUAUUUCAUGCUAGAGGGGGGUACCGGAGUGGGGAGAAGCAUCAGGGAGUCACAGGCUCCCCUGCUCUGUCGCUCCACCCCCCGCGCGCUCGCUGAGGAUUGGUGGAGUAUGCGCGCUCAGAGCUGUCUUCCUGACCCUUCAGAUAUGCCCAGUCAGUGCUUCAGCACACCCCAGCAGUGCUUUUCGUGCACUCAUGCAUUCGUUUUUCUUUAAACAGUGGUUGAUAAUGGGAAAUUUUACCCAGCUGGUUAUCUACUGAUAACCACUGUUACUGAAUAGUGUGUUAAACUGGGGGUUAAAGAGAGCUCAUUCUCAAGUGCCUUAAAAUGGUUUCAGGUGGUGUCAGGCAGACAGCUCACAAUCUGUACUCCACCGCCUGCGUCAGAUGCUGGUUAGAAAGACAGAAGCAUGCGCAGCAACAGCGAUGACUUCUUUAUUUCAGAACUGUGGAGGCUUCUAGAUACAAAUAAUGAAACCACAGAUUUCUCUCCCUACCCCAUUGGCCAGGAAUCAAGAAAGCAGGCCAGGAUAAAGAAAUAAAAAGUUUUAAAAAUAUUUCAUGACACUGCUAAAUGAAUUAAACAAAAGCAAUGAUCAGUACUUUUUCCCUUGUCCUUCAAAUAUGUAAUACUAUUCCCAAAGAAAUGUGAUCAGUUCAUUUGGGCAAGAUCAAGCCAGUAACUGCCCUCCUGUAGAUAUAAAAACUGAGCUGAUUGAUGCUGGAUACCAGAAUGUAUUUCAUGAUAAACUGAACACAUCAGAGCCUUUCUUCCCUCCCAGUUACCCUUAAAGCAUUUUUUUUCUUUGAAAUGAAACAUUUAUUGCAUGAAUGAAAACUAAGAAGUCUGUUUUAUGUUUGUUGUGAUUUGGAAGAACCUGUUUUAUUUAGAAAAAGAAGAAUGUAUUGUUUAAGAAGUUUUACUAACGAUCUUGUUUUCUGAUUUUGUCUCUUUUGGUUUUUCCACAACUGAUAUUGUUAUUUAGAAGGUUUCAGGUGGGUGACACUAUUCCUGCGUAGGUGCCUGGCGGAAAGGAACACUAGGGCAGCCUCAGUCCUCUCCUCUUCUUCCAGCCAGCUGCGGCCACCACUCUGACAAAGUCCAAAAAUAUGGCUUGUUACCUGAAAGCCAUUGAGACUCAGCCCAACUUUGCAGUGGCUUGGAGCAACCUGGGCUGUGUGUUCAAUGCACAGGGAGAGAUAUGGCUGGCCAUACACCAUUUUGAAAAGGCAGUGACUCUGGACCCAAAUUUUCUUGACGCUUACAUCAAUUUAGGAAAUGUUUUGAAGGAAGCCCGCAUCUUUGACAGAGCUGUGGCUGGAUACCUGAGAGCCUUGAGUCUUAGCCCCAAUCAUGCAGUUGUUCAUGGAAACCUGGCCUGUGUCUACUACGAGCAAGGCCUAAUUGACCUGGCUAUUGACACCUACCGUCGUGCUAUUGAAUUGCAGCCCCACUUUCCUGAUGCCUACUGCAAUUUGGCAAAUGCUCUGAAGGAGAAAGGCAAUGUGUCUGAAGCAGAAGAGUGCUACAACACAGCCCUGCGUUUGUGUCCAACACAUGCAGACUCCCUUAACAACUUGGCCAAUAUUAAGCGUGAGCAGGGCAACAUUGAAGAGGCAGUGCAGCUGUAUAGAAAAGCCUUAGAGGUGUUCCCAGAGUUUGCAGCAGCUCACUCUAACCUGGCCAGUGUCCUGCAGCAGCAGGGGAAACUCCAGGAGGCCCUCAUGCACUACAAGGAGGCCAUUAGAAUCAGUCCCACAUUUGCUGAUGCUUACUCAAACAUGGGUAAUACACUGAAAGAAAUGCAAGAUGUACAGGGAGCACUGCAGUGCUACACCCGUGCCAUCCAAAUCAACCCUGCCUUUGCUGAUGCCCACAGCAACUUGGCCUCGAUCCACAAGGAUUCUGGAAACAUCCCAGAGGCCAUUGCAUCUUACCGCACAGCCUUGAAACUUAAGCCAGACUUCCCUGAUGCGUAUUGCAAUUUGGCACAUUGCCUUCAGAUUGUGUGUGACUGGACAGAUUAUGAUGAGCGGAUGAAGAAGCUUGUCAGUAUUGUAGCUGACCAGCUGGACAAGAAUCGCUUGCCUUCGGUGCACCCACACCACAGCAUGCUGUACCCACUCUCUCAUAGCUUCCGCAAGGCCAUUGCUGAGCGCCAUGGAAACCUUUGCCUGGACAAGGUAUACUCAGUGAUCAAAAUCAAUGCACUGCACAAACCUACUUAUGAGCAUCCGAAAGAUCUGAAGGCCAGUGGUGGACGUCUGCGUGUUGGCUAUGUCAGCUCUGACUUUGGCAACCACCCGACUUCCCACCUGAUGCAGUCCAUACCUGGAAUGCACAAUCCUGAGAAAUUUGAGGUGUUCUGCUAUGCCCUCAGCCCCGAUGAUAGUACCAACUUCCGUGUGAAAGUGGUAGCAGAGGCUCAUCAUUUUACAGACCUGUCGCAGAUCCCUUGCAAUGGCAAGGCAGCUGAUCGUAUUCACCAGGAUGGAAUCCACAUUUUGGUCAAUAUGAAUGGCUACACCAAGGGAGCCCGAAAUGAACUGUUUGCCCUCCGUCCUGCCCCUAUCCAGGCUAUGUGGCUGGGUUACCCAGGAACUAGUGGGGCUCCCUUCAUGGACUACAUCAUCACUGACAAGGAGACAUCACCUAGGGAGGUAGCUGAGCAGUAUUCUGAGAAACUUGCCUACAUGCCGAAUACUUUCUUCAUUGGAGACCAUGCCAACAUGUUUCCUCAUCUCAAGAAAAAGGCAGUGAUUGAUUUCAAGUCUAAUGGACACAUCUUUGACAACCGCAUUGUUCUUAAUGGUAUUGAUCUGAAGGCUUUCUUGGACAGUCUGCCAGAUGUCAAGGUGAUAAAGAUGAAGUGUGACAGCAACCAGGAAGCUGCUGUGGAGACAAAUGGAGCUCUGUCAAUGCCCGUAAUUCCCAUGAACACAGCAGCUGAAGCAGUCAUCAACAUGAUCAACCAAGGCCAAAUCCAGGUCACAAUCAAUGGCUUCACUGUCAGCAAUGGCCUGGCUACCACACAGAUUAAUAACAAGGCUGCCACUGGGGAGGAGGUGCCACGUACAAUCGUUGUGACAACCCGCUCCCAGUAUGGCCUUCCAGAGGACUCAAUAGUUUACUGCAACUUUAACCAGCUCUACAAGAUUGACCCCCCUACUCUUCAGAUGUGGGCAAAUAUCCUGAAGCGUGUGCCCAACAGUGUAUUGUGGCUUCUGCGCUUUCCUGCUGUGGGUGAGCCCAACAUCCAGCAGUACGCUCAGGGCAUGGGUCUGCCUGGUUCUCGCAUCAUCUUCUCUCCUGUAGCCCCAAAGGAGGAGCAUGUGAGACGGGGCCAGCUGGCCGACGUAUGCCUAGACACUCCUCUGUGCAAUGGUCACACCACAGGCAUGGAUGUUCUCUGGGCUGGAACACCUAUGGUUACUAUGCCAGGUGAGACCCUUGCUUCCCGUGUGGCUGCCUCCCAACUCAGCUGUCUGGGCUGCCCUGAACUAAUAGCCCAAACUCGCCAGGACUAUGAGGACAUAGCAGUCAAACUGGGCUCUGACAUGGAAUACCUGAAGAUGAUCAGAGCACGUGUUUGGAAGCAGCGAAUCUGCAGCCCUCUGUUCAACACCAAGCUGUACACAACUGACCUGGAGAGGCUCUAUCUGCAGAUGUGGGAGCAUCAUAGCAAUGGCAACAAGCCAGAACACUUGGUCAAAUUCCAGACAGUUGAGACCAGUGAAAAUGCCUGAACUGGAAACAUGAUGAUUUUAUUUUCUGCCUAUACACCAACAUCCAUGUGUCUUUGCAGUACUCUACCUUGAGUGGUGAGUUUCCACUCCAGCCCUUUACCUGAAAGAUUGUCUCCCUCUCUCUCUCUCUCAUUUACUAUUAAUGGGACUCUUUAUUUGUAAAGGAGCCUACAGAUGCACACAUUUGUCCCCCAAUCACAUUCAUUGUUACAUCACACACCUGCACCUCCAUUUCCUGACCCAGAUAUAGGCUAAUGACUUCCAGGCUCCUCCUCUGAGAGCCGGGAAGUCUUCCUAAAGCCCAAUAUACUUGGCCGAGCACGAGAGGAUCGUGAACACCUUGCUACUCCUUCAGUACUGCUCCCAUCAGUGUGUAUACAGGACAUAUUGCAGCUUGUGGACAAAAUGCCCAUCUGUCAGUACUUGAUCUAUUUAUAAAUGGAUUAAGAGGGGAUUGAUUUUUUUUUUUGUUUUGCUUUUUUUUUUGUUUGUUUGUUUUGGUUUUUUUUUUUUUUUUUUUGGUGUUUUUUUUGCAAGGACAGUGUUGUAACCCUGAGUUAGGUUUCAUCGGCUUUAAUGCACUUGUAAAACUGAUUGCAGCUGCUUUUUUGUUUCUUUAGCUGUUAAUAAAUGACUAUGUUGACUAGAUGUGCACGUUUUGACGAAUAUGGUCUAGAUGAAGACAUCUUCACCAAAUGCCAACUCUUAUUAAUUUUGUUCUUGAUCAAGGAGUAUGUUCAGUGGCUGUUGUCCUGUUUGUCACACUAUAUUUGUAAAAAUGAUUGGGGAAAAAGGUGUUUUCUAGUCACUGGUUUUGGACAGAAUUUAAGUUUAAAUGUCGACUGUUUAGAUUGACCUUGAUUUUAAUCAUUCAGGGAACGGGUAAGUAUUUUUUUUUUUAAGCAGUUUUUGUUUUUGUAUGGUCUGUUAACUGUAUGCUGUCAAUGAUUCCACAAGGCUCUCUAUGAUAAACAAUAAAGAGAUGGCAAAUCUC